AUGUCUCUAUAUUGCUCAUUUUGUGUUGCAUUUAAAUCACCACAGUCUAACACCGUUUCAUCAUUUGUGUCUGGCUUCAAAGAUUUUAGACGAGUUAGCCAACGGGUUGCAGAACACGAAUCAAGCAGCACUCACCGCAGGCAUGUUUUUGAUUACAUUCGUAUAAUGAAUAAUCAAGACUUUGACAGAUUUUAUAGUACAGCAAUAAAGAAAUAUAAUGAUGAAGUACUGAUACGGAAACAAAUACUUUCUCAAGUUAUUGAUAUCAUUAAACAUUUAUCUAAGCAAACAUUGCCAUUUCGAGGUCAUAGGAAUGAAGGUGCUUUUUCGUUGGACAAUGAUGAAGAAAAUCAUGGAAAUUUUUUGGCUUUGGUACAGCUCUUGGCCAAAUAUGACCCACUUUUAGCUUCUCAUCUCUCCAUGUGUCAAGAGAAAUCAACCAAAAAAAUAGAAAAACUGAAGCGUCAAGGUAAAGCCGGCAGUAAAGGUCGCGGUGCUCUGGUUACGUUUUUAAGUAAGACUACUAUAUUAAUGCUUCUCAAUAUUAUGAAAAAUAUGAAGCAGGAACAGAUUGCAAUGGAAGUAUCCAAAGCAAAAGUGUACUCCGUACAAGUUGAUUCUACACAAGAUAUAUCUGCAAUUGACCAAUUCAGCAUUGUGGUUCGCUAUGUUUUAGAUGCUACUGUGUAUGAACGGCUGCUUUCUAUUGUACCAAGCAAUGACGGUACUGGCCAAGGCUUGUUCGUUCUCGUAAGUUUGACGCUACAGCGGCUUGGCUUUAACUUGAAAUACUGCCUAUCGGACAGCACUGAUGGUGCUUCAAGUUAUCAUGGCCAGUACAAUGGACUGCAACAAAAGAUUACAGAAGCUGCAGACCACCAUGUACAUAUUUGGUGUUAUGCUCAUGUUCUCAACUUAGUUGUGAAGGAGGCAACCAGUUGCUGCAUUCAGGCAGUUUCAUUUUUUACCCUUUUGCAAAAUGUUUCAACAUUCAUAAAAUUGUCAUAUAAGCGAAUGGCAACAUGGAUUAAACUUGUUGAAACACAAAUUGGAAUGGAUAAGAUGAAAAGAUUGAAAUUGAUUGGUGAAACAAGGUGA
Messenger RNA from Hydra vulgaris (swiftwater hydra), 1098 nucleotides. RefSeq lists its product as uncharacterized. NCBI's taxonomy places the organism in Eukaryota, Metazoa, Cnidaria, Hydrozoa, Anthoathecata, Hydridae. The record is from RefSeq and is a predicted model, not a curated record.